UUAUGGCGCCAGGCUCAGUAGUUGAAUAAACCCAGUAAUGGAUCAUAGGAACACUAAGAUAGUCACAUGGCUAAAGAAUAUAUUUGGUGAUAAACCAAUUCCACAAUAUGAGGUGAACAACAGAACAAUUGAAAUCUUACACCAGUUAGCAGAAUGGAAUGAAGCUCGUGACAAAGAUAUAGCUCUGGUUACAGAUGACCUGAAGCAAAAGUCUGCAGAAGUGAAAGCCGAAGCUAAAUACCUUCAGGAACUUCUAGCCGAUAGCUUGGGUCCAUCAUACUCAAAUUUAUCCCGAAUGAGCAAUAACUAUUUGACCCAACUAAUUGAUAGUUGUGUUGCACUAGAAUUAAAGGAUUCUUCAUUGUCAAGUUACAUUCCUGCUGUCAAUGAGCUGAGCUCUGACCUAUUGGCAAUAGAGGCUAACAAUCAAGAAAUGGAACUUGAACUGACAAACCUGAGAAAAAAACUAACUGAGGCUUUAGUGUUGGAAAAGUCUCUAGAACAGGAUCUUAAGAAAGCAGAGGAAGAAUGUUUGUUUGAGAAAAACAAAGUUGAAGUUCGACUACAAAACAUGAAAAUACUGAAAGGCAAAUCAGAGGACUAUAAAUACAGCAUCCAAACUGCUCAGGAUCAGCUCUCAGCUUCAGGGAUAGAUGAUUCUUUAACACAUCGUUCUCUUGUCUCUCAUUCCAAGAUGCUUGCUGAACUAAAAGCAGAAUCUAUACUUUUGAAGGAGAAACUGAAGUCUUAUCAGGAUUUAGCACCUAACCCAUCUCUUGUUAAAGUGAAGAUCGAAGAAGCAAAGCGAGAACUUAAAGCCACGGAGGCUGAACUUACAAUGAAAGUGAAUAUGAUGGAAUUUAUGCCUCCAGAACCAGCAAGGAGAAGAUUAUGACCAAAUCUUGUGUUUUUCUGGUGCUGAAUGUAAAAAUAUUCCCUAUAUAUUGUUGGUUCAUAACCCAGAGACCAUAAGAGCACUUGCUCUGCCCUAAAGAGAGAGGUUUAGUGAACACUCUCCAUUAAAUAAGAUUAGAAUUGAAGAUGUUGGAAAGUGUCCUCAGGAUAGCUCAAGAUGACAGCCACAGAUGGUUCCUAUUUGUAUAUAGACCAAUGCAGAAAAUCUCACUGAUAUAAUGCAACAAUACUCUUGUGGUAGAGCAAUUAGAUGAUUCGUUUGCCAUUUCACCUUGUUCAUGAUGGCUGUAACCUGUGCGUUUAUAUUUUAUUAUUGCAGAUUAUGUUGUUCUAAAUAAAAUUUUAGAUUCCAACUCCCAAAAACUUUUUUCAACAUUAAAAA
This is a messenger RNA of Bombina bombina (fire-bellied toad), 1297 nucleotides long. Its product is annotated as HAUS augmin-like complex subunit 1. Gene Ontology annotation, cellular component: cytosol; HAUS complex. NCBI's taxonomy places the organism in Eukaryota, Metazoa, Chordata, Amphibia, Anura, Bombinatoridae. The record is from RefSeq and is a predicted model, not a curated record. The coding region runs from base 38 to 895 and encodes 285 amino acids. The transcript has a single exon. Gene Ontology annotation, biological process: centrosome cycle; spindle assembly.